Molecule: messenger RNA, 2306 nt
Organism: Zingiber officinale
Lineage: Eukaryota; Viridiplantae; Streptophyta; Magnoliopsida; Zingiberales; Zingiberaceae
Product: probable tocopherol cyclase, chloroplastic
Exons: 11
Coding region: 274-1767 (497 amino acids)
Molecular function (GO): tocopherol cyclase activity
Source: RefSeq, a predicted model, not a curated record
AUAGUUCGAUUGUCAUCCGAUUCGUUCGAUCUUGAAAGUGAGCCGAUCAAUCAAAAUGGGUCAUUCCAAUUUCCAGAUUUGGGCCGUGAAGUUGGUCCGAAGCCCAAUCUCGAUCUUAACGACGAGCGAAUAAUAAGCAAAGAUUGCGAGCAACACGUUUCCGUUGAAUCUCUGUCAUCUGAUCUGUUCUUGCUUUUCUCAAAUCCGCCAAAAAAUAGAGAUAAAAGAUCGUUCAAGAGAGCGACGAGCCGGAGGAAGAACGGGGGCGACGCAAUGGAUGCCGCCGCAUCCGCUGCUCUAAUCUGCCGGAGUUCCUUCCCCGCCGUGUUGGCAGCCCCCGAUCGCCGGCCUGCCGAUCUGCUGACGACCGGAAAUUUGCCGUUCUCCUCCCGUCGGUCAUUCUCUGUGAACGGGCUGAAGUGUCGGGUUGCUUCUCGAGACGUGGAGCCUGUCUCGACGAACUCGGAAGGGGAAUAUGGGACGCCGGCCUCCGCCGCUCCAGUUUACACUCCCACUCCUCCGAACAGAGAACUCCGGACUCCUCAUAGCGGGUACCAUUUUGAUCGAACAAGACGAUUAUUUUUUGAAGGAUGGUAUUUCAAGGUUUCAAUCCCCGAUUGUCGACAAAGCUUUUGCUUUAUGUACUCAGUGGAGAAUCCAGCAUUCCCUAAUGGAAUGGGGACACUAGAGAGUGUGGUGUAUGGACCUCGUUUUACUGGAGUUGGAGCUCAGAUUCUAGGCCCGGAUGAUAAAUAUAUAUGUCAAUUCACAAAAGAAUCGAAGAACUUUUGGGGAAAUAGGCAUGAACUUACGUUGGGGAACACCUUUCUCCUUGGGAAAGGAUCAGCUCCAACAGGGGAGGUCCAACCACAGGAAUUCAAUGAACGUGUAUUAGAGGGUUUCCAAGUCAGUCCACUUUGGCAUCAGGGCUUCAUACGUGAUGAUGGAAGGUCAAAUUAUGUUGAAACUGUGAAAACAGCACGCUGGGAAUAUAGCACCUGUCCAGUGUAUGGCUGGGGUGAUGUCAACUCAAAACAAAAAUCAACAGCUGGUUGGCUCGCCACAUUCCCUGUGUUUGAACCUCAUUGGCAAAUAUGCAUGGCAGGUGGUUUAUCAACAGGUUGGAUAGAAUGGGAUGGAAAGCGAUUUGAAUUUGAAAAUGCUCCAUCCUACUCUGAGAAGAACUGGGGUGGUGGAUUUCCAAGAAAAUGGUUUUGGAUACAAUGUAAUGUUUUCGAAGGUGCAUCAGGUCAGGUUGCUCUGACUGCUGCUGGGGGCUUGAGGAAGUUGCCUGGAUUUGUUGAAAAUUUUGAAAAUGCUGCCUUGGUUGGAGUCCAUUAUGGUGGAUCGUUCUAUGAAUUUGUGCCUUGGAAUGGAACUGUCAGUUGGGAUGUAGCUAAGUGGGGCUUUUGGCAUAUGUCUGCAGAAAACAACACACAUAUGGUUGAAUUACAGGCCACCACAACAGACCCUGGAACGCCUUUGCGAGCUCCAACCAUUGAAGCUGGACUCGUCGUGGCUUGUAGGGACACAUGUUUUGGUGACCUAAAGCUGCAACUCUGGGAACGCAAUUUCGAUGGUAGUAAGGGGAAGUUGAUCCUGGAUGUCACCAGCAACAUGGCAGCCGUGGAGGUCGGUGGUGGUCCAUGGUUCUCCAAUUGGAAGGGGACAACCUCCCCGCCGGAGUUGAUAAAGCAGGCAUUGGCUGUCAAUGUUGAUGCCGAAAACUUCUUUCCUCUGCCAUUUCUGAAGCCUCCAGGUCUUUGAAUUGUGUCUUAUUCCAACUUGACCUCAUGACCAGAGUUGGAACACAACGAGCCAGGGUAAGUCAAGAAAGAAAAUCCGAAAGUAAGAAUAUCUUAGAACACCAACUGAUCGAUCAUCAUAUUGCAAUCUUGAAUAUCAGUUUUCUCUUUGAACCCAAUAGAUAAAAUAUUCUUGAUGGAUGAAUACUUUCUCUGUUUCAUGUAGCAUUUUAACUAUAGUGGUGAAGUAUUUAGAAGAACAAAUAAAAGGAUCAUAAUUUGAAUCCCAAAUAGGGAUGAAUGUUAUGGGAUCGACUUCUAAGUGUAAGCAUAUGUUAGCGAGAUUAAGAUCACUUGUAAUGCCCUUGGCUAACUAUCAACACAACUUGUCUCCUGUGGAAGUAUUCCUUCUCUAGUUGUUCCUUUUGCCUUUGUUUUUCUCUUGGCUUUUAGGAACUUUUCCGUUGGAUUGAUUAGGAUUGGUGCUACCAUGUCCCAAGGUUUCAUUGUGCCGGUUAAGUAUUGGAUAAAAAAAGUCAAAAUGGAUGUCCCAUCAAUUAU